Aspergillus aculeatus ATCC 16872 is the source of this 1355-nucleotide messenger RNA. RefSeq names its product WSC domain-containing protein. Gene Ontology annotation, cellular component: plasma membrane. The record is from RefSeq and is a predicted model, not a curated record. Bases 447 to 1193 code for a protein of 248 amino acids. The transcript is spliced from 2 exons. NCBI's taxonomy places the organism in Eukaryota, Fungi, Ascomycota, Eurotiomycetes, Eurotiales, Aspergillaceae.
GAAACACCAGCCUUAGUUGCUCAACACAGCAAGGGAUCGUCCGAAACGCUGCCGGCGCGGAGCCGACGAUCGCUUAACGAACCAUUAUGGAAUCCGGACAGAAAAGAGGCGUUCGUAUGCGCGAUCAUCAGAUCGGCAUUUCUGCUGGGUUUCAACCGCCGAUUUUUGCAUGCUGCCCCAAGGGGUUGGUUCGACAUCUGAAAGUGUGUAUCGUCGGUUGGUUCGUCUCCAUCCGCUGGUAUAUUAAAGAUGGAUCAUAUUUAGGUUGACUCCGCCCAUGAAAAUUGGAACCUCUCCUGUCAUCCAUAUCAUUCUUUCGCCGUCUGUUUCUUCUUUCUCCCUCCUGUCAAGCCCAUAUCCACUCUUUGAUUCAGAGUUUUCUUCCCAAAUCGCAUACACGUUCUCUACCCAGCCUUUGUUCAGAUUCUACACCAUCAACCGACAAGAUGAUUCGGACGAGCAUCCGCAACCUCGCGAUCCUGUCUCUCGCCUCCCUCUCGUCUGCCUCUUCUUUUGUGGGCUGCUAUAGUGAACCCGGCGAGCUAGUUCUCGUGGGAUCCUAUCAAUUCCAGUCCAUCGGAUACUGCCAACAAACCUGCGACAAGCGUAAGCAGACUGUAUACGCUCUGCACGACGGGAAUCAAUGCUACUGCGGCGAUGCAUUGCCCUCUUCUGAAUCUGAGGUGCCAGCUGCACGAUGCAACACGCCUUGUGCUGGGUUCCCCUCUGAUACUUGCGGCGGCUCUGACACCUGGAGUGUCAGCUCCGACUCCAUGAACGUCAAGCGCGAUGAUGCCGGCUCGGUCAUCGUGACCGCACCGGACACGCCGGACUCAGCGGCAAACAUCCAAGUCAAUCCCACCUUGGUCGAGACUGGCAUUGCGCUCGCCAGUAGUGUCGUCAGUGACGCGGGAGGCAGCGCCAAGACAUCUAUCCCCAGCGUCAUCUUGACUGCGCCAACCAUGACUGCUGCGCAGCAACAGCAGCAGGUGGGCUCGGCGACCGCCACUGCCGCGUCGAUCGUGAUUGUUGCGUCGAAUACUCCAUCCUCUUCGGCUGCUGUUGCCUCAUCAAGCGCAUCUGCAAGCCCCUCGGCCAGCGUAGGCGCUGCUGCUGUCUUGGACCCGGGUGCGGGGCACGGGUCGCUGGUCGGUGGCUUGCUGGUCUCGAUACUUGCAACCCUGCUUUAUUAAAGAGACAUUGCGCAUGGUCGGCAGACGGAUGGCAGUUGAUACUCAUUUCAAUGUAUAGCUUUCACAAUACCCUUGAUUGACAGUCGAGAAGAACCGCAGGUCGGUUCGCAUGUACUUACUAUCGCCACCAGGGGGUCAUUGCAAUGCUCACUGCAGUCUCCC